UAGUGUAGCCGCCAUGACUCAGGUAGCUAGAGGUUCACAGGAGCCAAUUGAGAGGAGGAGUAUAAGAGGAGCGGAACACACCAGGUACAAGAUGGUCGUCUCUCCUGCCAGCGUAGAUACCAGAAGGUGUAACCACGUGGGCGUCGAAUCUACACGGUGUGGCCAUUUAGGUGUGGACAUAAACCAGAGUGGCCACAUAGACACCAAGACUAGAAGAUGUGGUCCUAUAGAUAUGGAUACCAAAGGAUGUGGCCGCAUGGGUAUGGAUGUCAGGAGGUGUGGUCGUGUGGGUGUCGGUGUCAAGGAAGGUGUAGGAGGCUGUGAAGGAGGCAGGAGGGAGGGUGUGGUGCUGCCGUCCCCUACCUGGGUUCUCCUCCUCCUCUUCCUCCUCCUCACACAAGCUGAUGUCGUGAGGGGCAGCGCAGAGGAUGACACACUCCUGGAGAUUUCCGACAUCUUACCCGCGGACACUAAAAGUUACGAUAAGAUGCGUCCACCUCAGUCACAAGGCAACCCAACAGUCGUUUACUUCCACGUGACGGUCAUGAGCCUUGACUCCAUCGAUGAGAGUUCUAUGACUUACGCUGCAGACAUCUUCUUUGCCCAGAGUUGGAAGGACCACCGGCUUCGCUUCCCACAGAACAUGACGGGGGAGUACCGUCUGCUGCCCGUGUCUUGGCUCAAAGACAUCUGGAGACCUGACGCCUUCUUCAAGAAUGCCAAGUCCGUCACCUUUCAAACUAUGACCAUCCCGAACCACUACUUAUGGCUGCACCUCGACUCUACUAUCCUCUAUAUGGUUAAGCUGACGUUGUUACUGUCUUGCGCUAUGAACUUCCAGUCUUAUCCACACGACACCCAGCAGUGCGCCAUGAAGAUUGAAAGCCUCUCACACACAACUGACGACCUCAUCUUCGUGUGGGACCCUCUGGUGCCUCUCGAGGUGGACGAGAGAAUCGAACUGCCCCAACUAGACCUCGUAUCUAAUGAAACGGGCGACUGUACACAGGUGUAUUCCACAGGUAACUUUACGUGUCUGGAGGUUGUGUUCACCUUCAAGCGUCGCCUCGGUUACUACCUGUUCCACACCUAUAUCCCCACCUGCCUCAUCGUCAUCAUGUCGUGGAUCAGUUUCUGGAUUAAACCCGAGGCAGUGCCAGCCAGAGUCACGCUAGGGGUCACAUCUCUCCUUACUCUCUCAACACAACACGCCAACUCACAGAAGUCUCUCCCACCUGUCUCUUACAUCAAGGCCAUCGAUAUGUUCAUGUCAUCCUGCACAGUGUUCGUCUUCCUCUCACUCAUGGAAUACGCUAUGGUCAACAUCAUCCUGGGUGACAUGGUGGACCAAAAACCGCCAGAUGAGAACCUGAUGCGUCGUAUAACCCGCAAGCUCACUAUCCGCAGGCCCCGCAACGCCAACAGCCGCAGGCGGAACGGUGGGGACGUGACUCUCCAAGAGGCUGAGAAUGGAGGCUUUGGGGAUCCAGAAGGAGAGCCUAGGAUCAUGCCUGCAGGACCUCCAAUCCCUCACGCCCAUCACCAGCACCCACACCACGCCCCCGCCCCACCUCCGAGUUCCUUGGGGAUACUCCCUAAAUACGGAUCGACACCUAACCUGCCAAAGUCCAUGGCAACAGAGAUGAAGGAGGCCAGAGAGAAGGCCAUCCUGGUGGACAGGUUCUCCAGAGUGGCCUUUCCUCUCAGCUUCACUGUCCUCAACCUCCUCUACUGGGCCGUCUACUUCGAGUGGUAACUUCACCCUCAAGUACCACCACACCUUCAGCUCCUCGGUAUAGACAUAAAGAUCUAGAACCAAUUUUCUCGAUAUAUGCUUCUGGUGGCCACACACACAGCAUAUCAAGCUUACUUCUGGUGGCCACACACACAGUACAUCAAGCUUACUUCUGGUGGCCACACACACAGUAUAUCAAGCUUAUUUCUGGUGGCCACACGCACGAUAUCAAACUUACUUCUGGUGGCCACACGCAUGGUAUCAAGCUUACUUCUGGUGGCCACACACGCGAUAUCAAAUUUACUUCUGCUGACAACACACAGGAUAUCAAGUCUCUGGACAUGAAUAACUACCAUCCACAGUGUCACUCUAGAUAUCACUGUCAAGAUUAAACGUCUUUGAGCUUACAAGUCUUCAAAGUCAUGAUAUCAACUGUGGUGGUAAUACUGAGAACACCAGGCAGAGGACUCCACUCUUAUCCUAGAAUUUGUCUUGAAACUUUAUCCUAGGAACAUCAUCCAGGUGUUUGGUCUGGAUUUUGUUGUCCAUUUAUAGCAAAACUGUUUAUAUUAUUAUUAUUAUUAUUAUUAUUAUUAUUAUUAUUAUUAUUAUUAUUAUUAUUAUUAUUAUUAUUAUUAUUAUUAUUAUUAUUAUUAUUAUUAUUAUUAUUAUUAUUAUUAUUAUUAUUAUUAUUAUUAUUAUUAUUAUUAUUAUUAUUAUUAUAGGUAAUUAUGAAGGUCAGUAUCGUGGUCUAUUUUCAUCAUGGUGACUGAGGUAUCAUAUUGUUUUGUACAAAGAAGGAAAAACAAACCCCACGAAUCCAGACCUAAUCUAAGCUAACGUUACCUGACUUAACUAAAAUACAUUCAUUGAUCAUUUGGUUACGUUAAAUUAGAUGGGGUUUUGGUUAGUUAUGUUUAGAUUGAUGCAUCAUUUUGUUGCGUAGUUUUUUCCAAGUUAGAUAAUUGAUCAUAAGUGGAAAAAUAAAAAGUUUGUGAUAGGUAUAGAAUAAAUUAUCUUCUUUGACGUUUGUGAAAGAAGAAAUAAAAUCAUUUACCUCGA
Molecule: messenger RNA, 2797 nt
Organism: Homarus americanus (American lobster)
Lineage: Eukaryota; Metazoa; Arthropoda; Malacostraca; Decapoda; Nephropidae
Product: glycine receptor subunit alpha-2-like
Exons: 10
Coding region: 14-1756 (580 amino acids)
Biological process (GO): signal transduction; nervous system process; regulation of membrane potential
Cellular component (GO): membrane; neuron projection; synapse
Molecular function (GO): chloride channel activity; neurotransmitter receptor activity; transmembrane signaling receptor activity
Source: RefSeq, a predicted model, not a curated record